Glycine soja is the source of this 1729-nucleotide messenger RNA. RefSeq names its product beta-glucosidase 24-like. The record is from RefSeq and is a predicted model, not a curated record. Gene Ontology annotation, molecular function: beta-glucosidase activity. The coding region runs from base 49 to 1599 and encodes 516 amino acids. Lineage: Eukaryota; Viridiplantae; Streptophyta; Magnoliopsida; Fabales; Fabaceae. The transcript has 13 exons. Gene Ontology annotation, biological process: carbohydrate metabolic process.
UUGUGCAUUCAGCAUUGAUCAGAAUCAUCCUUGAAUAGAUCACAUAACAUGGCAUCAUUGGCAUGCAACACGUUUAUUGUUAGCAGCACGUUAAGAUCAGUUGUUACUCGUGCGGAACCACCUAAACCUGGUCCUCUUUUCGAUCUUAGUUCAUUCAAUCGCCACAGCUUUCCGGCAGGCUUCACUUUCGGGGCAUCAUCUUCCGCGUACCAGUUUGAAGGUGCGGCAAAAGAAUAUGGUAGAGGACCAAGUAUAUGGGAUACUUUCAUCAAUCAACAUCCAGGUAAGAUAGCAGAUGGAACGAAUGGAGAUCGCGCACUUGACCAAUAUCACCGCUACAAGGAAGACGUUCAGAUCAUGAAAGGUAUGAAUUUGGAUGCAUAUAGGUUCUCUAUCUCUUGGUCAAGAAUCCUCCCAAAUGGAAAACUUAGUGGAGGUAUAAAUCGAGAAGGAAUAAAUUAUUACAACAAUCUCAUCCAUGAAUUGCAGACUAAAGGUUUAAAACCUUUUGUGACCCUUUUUCAUUGGGAUCUCCCCCAAGCUUUAGAAAAUGAGUAUAAAGGCUUCUUAUCCGAGUCCAUUAUAGAUGAUUUUGGAGACUAUGCGAAAUUUUGUUUCGAAGAAUUUGGAGAUAGGGUGAAGCAUUGGAUUACUUUUAAUGAACCGCAUAUUUUUAGCUCGCAUGGCUAUGCAUAUGGGACGAAGGCACCGGGUCGUAAGUCUCAGGGGCUCCGUCCAGACAGUGGAGGGACAGAGCCUUAUCGUGUUUCACAUAACAUACUUCUUGCUCAUGCAAAAGCUGUCCAAUUGUAUAGGAAUUCCUAUAAGGAAUCUCAAAAUGGAGAGAUAGGCAUAACCCUCGAUUCUAGAUGGUUCGUGCCCUAUUCAGAUGCUUCUUCAGACAUAGAAGCUACCGAACGAGCACUUGACUUCGAGAUUGGAUGGUUCAUGGAACCAUUGACAUCAGGAAAGUAUCCAGAAAGCAUGCAGCUUUAUGUUGGUAGACGAUUGCCAGAGUUCUCUAAAGAGGAAGCCGAGCUUGUCCGUGGAUCAUUUGAUUUUAUUGGACUAAACUAUUACACCACCAAUACCGCGCGCGUUGCCACUGGCUAUACGGACUCAGUGCAUCAUCAUCCAGAUCUAUCUACUGAUCCUAAUGUCGAACUUGGAUUAACUCGUCUCAACGGGUCGUCUCCUAUAGGUCCAGUGCCAGGUUUAGGAUGGUUAUGUGUUUAUCCCAAAGGAAUUAGAGAAUUGCUGCUCCGUAUCAAAAACCUGUACAACAAUCCCUUGAUUUAUAUAACUGAAAAUGGAAUAAAUGAAUUAGAUGAUCCUACACUAUCACCUGAGGAAUCUCUUAUGGAUUUUUACAGAAUUGAUUAUCAUUAUCGUCAUCUAUUGAAUGUUCAUUAUGCAAUGAGGGAUGGCGUGAGAGUAAAUGGAUAUUUUGUCUGGUCACUGCUGGACUGCUUUGAAUGGAGUAAUGGUUAUAUACCUCGAUUUGGAUUGAAUUUUGUGGAUCACAAAAAUAAUUUGAAGCGAUCUCCAAAACUCUCUGCAAAAUGGUUCCAGCAAUUUUUAAAAACUCGACUGCUUUGAAUGGAGUAGCUCUUAACAAUGUAAUAAAUUUAACUAUGAAUUAUUAUAUGUUUGUAUUUUCUCCAAAAGGAAAAUAUAUUCCUUAAAUUAUUCGUCCUCUAUAUAUCAUAUUUGUCCAUGUUAAAAUGAA